AUGUUGCAUUUCCUGACUGCACUAAUUUGUUUCUACGGAUUCAUUAAAGAAUUUAAAAUUGGUGAACCAUUUAUUUAUUUAUAUCAAAGUGAAGUGUUGAACUUGACACGCGAACAACUUACAAAUGAGGUUUAUCCAUUUGCCGCUUACAGUUAUUUGUUAUCACUGAUACCAGUACUUUUGUUAACUGAUCUAACACUUUACAAACCAACGAUGUUACUAGAAGUUGUCGCACAAACCAUUUAUCGAGGUAUAUUGGUGUUCUGCCCGAUGGUUUGGGCGCAAAAACUGGGGAUUAUGGUUUUCGGAACAGCAUCUGCUUCCGAAAUAGCUUUCUUCUCCUAUAUUUACUCAAAAUCAGAAAAGGAUCAGUAUCAAAAAUUAACAAGUUAUUCGAGAGCAGCAGUGAUGUCUGGACGCAUGAUAAGUUAUCUUCUGGCUCAGACAAUUAUUCUUACGGGGAUUGGAAGUUAUCAAUUUUUGCAAAGUAUAGGUUUUGGAAUCCCAUGCUUUGUUGUCAUUCUUGCUGCAUUUCUACCGAAUGUGAAAUGGAAGCAAGUGAUUGUCAGGCUCUCCAACUCGAAUAGCAAAGAAACGGCCGCCGAACAAUCCGGUUUACCACAGACGUAUAGUGCAUAUGUACAAUACCAGUUAUGCUUAAUGCGUCAUAAUAUAACUCAUAUAUAUCAGAUUGCUGCCAUCCGAAAGUGGUCCAUAUGGUGGGCACUAACAACAUGCAUGUCACUUCAGGUUGCUCAAUAUGCUCAAUCACUUUGGGGUGAAGUACAACGUGGUGACACGAAUUCAUUAAAUGGUUUCGCGGAAGCUAUGUAUACUGCCACAGCUGCCAUAUCGAUUUUAAUAUUGGGUUUAGCUAAAAUAAAUUGGGAUAAAUGGGGUGAACUGAUGCUGGCUACGAUUUCUUUGAUUGAUACGUUAAUAUUAAUUGUAUAUUCAAGAGCACAAUCCAUAUGGAUUAUGUAUGUUUGUUAUAUUGGCUAUCGAAGUUUGUAUCAAGUGAUGAUUACCAUUGCGCAGUGGAACUUGGCAAGGAAAAUGAUCGGUGAAUCAUAUGGUUUAGUAUUUGGUUUGAAUUCGUUCACUGCCCUGUUGCUUCAAACAUUACUCACCAUCAUUGUACCUGAUCAACACGGACUUAACAUGCCUGUUAGGCAACAAGUAACCAAUUUAUGUACAGCAUUAACUAUUGAAUUCGAAGUGGAAAAAACUCACUUUCCUUGGAAAACAUAA
Messenger RNA from Brugia malayi, 1251 nucleotides. RefSeq lists its product as uncharacterized. Gene Ontology annotation, molecular function: vitamin transmembrane transporter activity. Gene Ontology annotation, biological process: transmembrane transport; vitamin transport. The record is from RefSeq and is a predicted model, not a curated record. Lineage: Eukaryota; Metazoa; Nematoda; Chromadorea; Rhabditida; Onchocercidae. The transcript is spliced from 8 exons. The coding region runs from base 1 to 1251 and encodes 416 amino acids. Gene Ontology annotation, cellular component: plasma membrane.